AUGGCUGAGCUGUACAGGAUGGGUAUGGGUUAUAGAGGGGGAGACAAGAAGAGAGCCAACAGCACCCUGGCAGUGGGAGCUUUCUUCAGCACAAGAGGCCCCGCGCUCCGCCGCCGGUCGACCGCUGAGGGCGAGGCCAGAAGGAACGGAAAUGUGGCACGGUUCGGCAGUUCUCAGAGGCGCGCGCCUGCCCAAGUACGCACGCUCCGCUGGAGCCUGGGGUGGCCGGGCAGUCUUGGCCCAGACUUGUUUGCUGCGCUUCGGUGCACACAGGCACUGCGGUGCCAACCUCCUGGUUCCGCCCUCCCCCGGCAGGCGCCCACGCGUGACCUCGGCCGCCCACAGGCCUUCGACUCUUCCUGGACUCCAGGUCCCAGGCCACCCCGCUCCACCAUGCGGAUGAUGAAGACAAAGUCCCCCGCAAGUCCCUCAUGUGGGGCAAGUGAGGUACCACCUGGGGCGGGGCCUGGCUCCCCACUGAGCAGAGGUGUUGGCCAAGGCGCUCCCCCUAGUGAGACAAGGUUUUGCCAUGUUGCCCAGGCUUUUCUCAAACUCCUGAGCUCAAGCAAUCCGCCCACCUCGGCCUCUCAAAGCGCUGGGAUUAUAGACGUGAGCCACCACACCCAGCCCCAGGUGGCAUGUCUUUCUGAUACAUGCUCCAAAGUGAAUCGCACUGUGCUAAGCCCCCACAAGGGAGUGCCUUUGCAGCUUACAGCUGCACACGCAUCAUCUCAGGAGGUCCUUGCAACAGUCCCCCUUCAUGGGUAA
Piliocolobus tephrosceles (Ugandan red Colobus) is the source of this 768-nucleotide messenger RNA. RefSeq lists its product as uncharacterized. The record is from RefSeq and is a predicted model, not a curated record. Lineage: Eukaryota; Metazoa; Chordata; Mammalia; Primates; Cercopithecidae.